AUGGGCCAGUGUGUCACCAAGUGCAAGAAGAAGCCUUCACCCACCCUGGGCAGCAGGCAUGGAGACCGUUACCAUAGCAGCAGCAGGUCCUACGGCCGGCGGAGAGCCGGCCACCGCGCGGAACAGGUGCUACUUUAUUUCACACCGUCGGGGGAGAUCGUCGUCUAUGACGCCAGGAGAGCGGACAGGGCCGUCGCGGAGGCCUGCCGGCUGCCGAUGUCUUCCAGAGAUGCUUGGGGGAAGCCCAAGGCCGACGCUGAGCAGGCUCCCUUGCCGAGGUCGGAGGUGCUGUUCAGGCGCUACCGGGACAGGUGGGAGGAUGCCAUCUUGGUGGGAGGCAUGGAGCGCUUUUGCCGUGACCUCGGUGUGGAUCCCAUGGAUUUUCGAGUGCUGCUCCUGGCCUGGAAGUUCCGGGCGGCGAACAUGUUCCAGUUCACCAGGAAGGAGUUUUUGGACGGCUGUAAAGCGAUCCGUGCAGACAGCAUUGAUGGGAUCCGUGCACAGUUCCCCAGCCUCCUAGCAGAAGCCAAGCAAGAAGAGAGAUUCAAGGAUCUCUACCGGUUUACAUUUCAGUUUGGCCUGGACCCUCAACACGAGCAGCGGGCCCUGCGUCGUGAGACGGCCAUCGCCCUGUGGAAACUCGUGUUCACCCAGAACCCUCCUCCCAUCCUGGAGCCGUGGCUCAACUUCCUCGCGGAGAACCCCUCGGGCAUCCGGGGCAUCUCCUGGGACCCCUGGAACAUGUUUCUCUGCUUCGUCGAGGAGAUUGACCCCGACCUCAGCAACUACGAUGCGGACGACGCUUGGCCCUGCAUCUUCGACAGCUUUGUGGAGUGGGAGGCGGAGCGGAGGAGGAGAGAGGCAGGGGGGAGAGGCGCGCGCGGCGCGGGGCUGAGGGCCCGGGUCCAGAUGAGCUGCACUGAGGAUCUGCCUGCCCCGCUGCAGCCCAGCGAGGACUUGGACCUUUCUGGGAAUUCCUGA
Messenger RNA from Arvicola amphibius (Eurasian water vole), 981 nucleotides. Its product is annotated as DCN1-like protein 3. The transcript has a single exon. Lineage: Eukaryota; Metazoa; Chordata; Mammalia; Rodentia; Cricetidae. Bases 1 to 981 code for a protein of 326 amino acids. Gene Ontology annotation, molecular function: ubiquitin conjugating enzyme binding; cullin family protein binding; ubiquitin-like protein binding. Gene Ontology annotation, cellular component: ubiquitin ligase complex. Gene Ontology annotation, biological process: protein neddylation; positive regulation of ubiquitin-protein transferase activity. The record is from RefSeq and is a predicted model, not a curated record.